Messenger RNA from Paramecium tetraurelia, 978 nucleotides. RefSeq lists its product as uncharacterized. The transcript is spliced from 3 exons. The record is from RefSeq and is a predicted model, not a curated record. Lineage: Eukaryota; Ciliophora; Oligohymenophorea; Peniculida; Parameciidae. Gene Ontology annotation, cellular component: endoplasmic reticulum membrane. Gene Ontology annotation, biological process: cellular response to misfolded protein. Gene Ontology annotation, molecular function: Hsp70 protein binding.
AUGUCGACAGAAGCAGAUAUAAAGGAAUUUCUUAAAAAAAAGGACUUCUACGAGAUUUUAGGUGUUUCUAAGACUGCUACAGAUGAGGAAUUAAAAAAAGCUUAUAGAAAAUUGGCCUUGCUCUAUCACCCAGAUAAAAAUAAAAAUCCUAGUGCCAAUGAGGCCUUUAAGAAAGUUGCUCAAGCUUACGAUUGUCUAUCCAAUCAAGAUAAGAGAAGAACUUACGAUCAAUAUGGGACUGAAGAACCUGAAUAACAUUACCAACAUUACAGGCAACAAUGGGGAGAGAGUCCAGCCGAAUAAAUAUUCCGAACAUUCUUUUCAUAAAAUGGAGGGUUUGAUGAUUUAUUUGAGAAUGGAUUUGGUGCUGGAUUCGGAAAUGGUUUUGGAGGAUUUUAAUUUGUUCAAUCAAGUCCUGGAAUGUUUUAUUACUCAUCAGGUCCUCGAAGGAAUCGUGGUCAUCAUCAAUAAAAUCAAAGACAACAAGAAUUUGUUGAUUAAGAAUUUUAGAAUUAAAGAAGACAGAUUUAAAGAGGACCCAAUUGGAUACAAAUUUCAUGCUAUUUGAUUUUUAUCUACAUUUUCUUUGGAAGUUCAAUAGUUCAAUUCCUGAACUACGUUUUCUCUGAAACACCAUAUCACUAGUUAACAAAAGAUAGCACAUAUAGAAAUGUGUUAGAAACAGAAAUUUUGGGCCAGAAGUUCUUUGCUAGAGAUGAAUACCUGAGCAAGGAUGAGAUGUUCAAAAAGAAUUACGAAGCAGAGAUUGAUAGAGAGUAUUUGGUUGAUUUGGAUAAUUAAUGUAUAAAGGCGAAAAAUGAAAAACAGAGACUAUUCCAUGAGGCCAAAAAGUCCUGGUUUGUUAGUACUCAAGAAAAAUACUAGAAUUUAGCUAAUCAAGUUAACAUGGCUAGUUGUAAUUAAAUAAAUGAAUAUCGAAAGAGCAUACGAAACUUUUCUCAGAUUUUUAAAAUAUGA